Carica papaya (papaya) is the source of this 1246-nucleotide messenger RNA. RefSeq names its product Ribosome recycling factor. Gene Ontology annotation, cellular component: mitochondrion. The record is from RefSeq and is a predicted model, not a curated record. Gene Ontology annotation, molecular function: ribosomal large subunit binding. Gene Ontology annotation, biological process: translation. NCBI's taxonomy places the organism in Eukaryota, Viridiplantae, Streptophyta, Magnoliopsida, Brassicales, Caricaceae.
CGUGAUGCAGUUGGAGGGUUUUAGCAUGGAGCUUUCCAGAAACCCUAGCAAAUUACAGUAAAGAACCAGAACGGAAAUGAAAGUGGAGAGAUAUUGAAGAGAGAGUUGACAAGACUAAGAAAGUGGACAAUGGCGAUGUACCUAAGACGGGUAAUUUCACAGAGAAGUACAAUUCCCCUACUGAGAAGCUCAACAAGUAUUCAAUCUCGCAGUCUUUCUCACCUCCUCCUCUUCUCUUCCGAUCGCAGAGGAAGAGAGUGCGAUACCCACUUCGUUGUCCCCACUGGUUUCUGCAGAAUUUCUGUUCGAGGAUUUGCAAAAGGGAAAAAGUCAAAGGAUGAUUCUGCUGAGAGUAUCGUGGUUGCCCCAGACAUUGGGCCUACUGUCAAAACAAAUGCUUCCUCACAAAUGGAGGCAGCAAUAGAUGCUUUGUCACGAGAACUAACCAAAUUACGAACAGGGAGGGCAUCUCCAGGAAUGCUUGAUCAUAUUAUUGUAGAAACUGGUGGUAUAAAAAUGCCCUUGAAUCAUGUAGCUGUCGUUUCAGUCCUAGAUUCUAAAACCCUUUCAGUAAAUCCUUAUGAUCCAGAUUCUGUUAAACAGCUAGAGACCGCCAUCAGGUCCUCUCCAUUAGGCUUAAAUCCUGUAGUGGAUGGGCAAAGGUUGAUUGCAACUAUUCCACCAUUAACGAAGGAGCAUAUGCAGGCUGUGUGCAAGUUGGUUGCCAAAUCUAGCGAAGAUGUCAAACAAAGUAUACGACGGGCCAGGCAGAAGGCAUUAGAUACGAUAAAGAAGGCAGGUUCAAAUUUUCCCAAGGAUGACGCAAAAAGAUUGGAGAAAGAAAUUGACGAGUUGAUGAAAAAGUUCAUCAAGAAUGCGGAAGAUAUGUGCAAAGCAAAGGAGAAAGAGAUAACUGUAGGCUGAGCUAUCCCUUUAGAUGUGCAAAGUGCAAAACAGAUUGAAUCUUCUGAAAAUUUUACACCUUUUACUUUCAGAUUUAUUUAGCAAAUUAUUAUUACGUGAUUUGUUUUAUAGCCAAAAGAAAUUUGAAGGCUAUAUGAUGUAGUUCUGACCGAAAAAGGAUUAUGUCACAUGGUUUGCUUGGUAAUAAUUUGGUAUGACAAACACGAAGAUGAUUCAAUUGUUGUAUCUUUGGUAUUGUCAGUUUUAGAUUGUAGCUGAAAUAAGUUAGCAAAACUAGAAGACAAACCAAUCCACUGGAGCCAGUAAGCCUGGCUGGUUGUUA